GGGGGGGGAGGGGGGGCGAGAUCAUCCCUUAGGAGAAGGUUCACCAGAUCCUAUUCGUUGGAGGUGGGCGAGGACGUCGACGAGGUGGAGGGAAACUUCAAGGCGACGCUCGAUUCGGAGGUGGAGAAAGUGGUGCUCUUCUUUUUGUCCAAGCAGGGCGAGCUAGCGCAGCUGCUCCUCGACGCCAGACAGCUGCGGCCGUCGCAAAAGGACGGCUACAGCGCUGGCCGCAGCGGCGACGCGUUCUUUAUUGGCAACGGAGCAGGGGGGGAAGCUGCUACUGGCGGAAUGAUAGCUCGGGAGACUGACAGACACGCCAUCUACUGCAGCAUCGGCAGGCAGAUAGCGGAGCUCAUGAGAUUCCUGCAGCUGAACGUGUCGGGCUUGCGUAAGAUUCUGAAGAAGCACGACAAGCAGGUCAGGGACAAGCUUAUCGCCAAGAACUACCUCAGCACCCGGGCGAAGGAGAAGUACUCAUCGAUGCGGCAGCUGUACAACAAUGCCGGAGUCAUGGCACUUGUCGCAAGCCUCCGCAACGCUUUCGAAGUGGAAGAGGGAUUGCAGAUCCGCAUCCACCGAGGAUCCGUAGACGAGGAGAGGGGGCUGCUGUCGGCGAGGGCGAAGCACAGAACGUUGUCGGAAUUUUCUUGCACGGAGGGUGUUUUGGUGGAGAUCGCCAACCAGCAGAGAGCAUUGGCUGAGGCCCAGUACCUGACCACCUCAAAGUACCUAAGCCUUCAAGUACUGCUGGACGGAUCCGGACUGUCUACCGUCGAUGAGGGAAGUGAGCAGGAAUCUACGCACCGAGAGCUACACCGACCCAGCGCCUACAUCAAUCUCGCCACCACCUUCCUGUACAUGACCAACUACUACAUCGUAGGACCAACGUCGGCUGAGUACGCCGCGGCCCUGGGAGGGUCCCCCGCCGUGUCCGGCCUGAUCAUCGGCAUGACUCCCAUCGCGGCCUGCUUCUCCUGCCUCCUCUAUUCCUGGUGGACUAACACCUCGUUCAGGGGCCCGCUGCUGCUAUGCAGCGCCAUGCUCAUCGUCGGCAACUUCCUGUACGGCUUGGCCCUAACGUACGAUGCCUUCUGGAUGGUGCUGGUGGGGAGGUUGCUGAUUGGCCUGGGUGGCGCACGCGGGGUGAACCGUCGGUACAUUGCCGACACCAUCCCGAUCGCAAGCCGAACCGCCUACUCGGCCGCGUUCGUGGCGGCCGGUGCCCUGGGCAUGGCCUUCGGGCCGGCGGUGUCGGCGGUUGUGAUCGCGGUCGACUUCACCCUGGCCGGCGUGGAGUUCAACGGGCUGACCAACCCGGGAUGGAUCAUGUUCGUCUUGUGGGUGGUCAUGGGUGCCCUUAUCCAGUACGAGUUUCAGGAGCCGCCUCACUACAUGAGCGAUAACUCCGACCUAGGGUCCGACGAGCUCGACCGCUCCGCCAGCAACACCCCGACCCACGACCGCCUGCUGACGAAGCGAGCGGCGGUGGCGGCGGCGGACGAGAAGGGCAAGCUCACCGCGGCCAUCGGGGGCGGUGCCGGCGCUUACGGCUCGACGGCGGCGGGUGCGGCGGGCUUGAACAACGGGGACCAGCAGGAGAAGCUCUUGGAGGGGGGGGAUGUAGGGGGAACCGCGGUAGGAGAUGGGAGAGAUAACUAUGAGGGCGACCCGGCGGAGGAAGUUGAUGACUACGACUCGGAGGUGGAGCUUCCACGGGACGGGAAGAGCGGGGCUGGCGGGAAGCAGGGCGGGGCCGGGGGCAGCUUGGGUGCGGUCACGCCCCCGCUCGGGUUCUGCCUGUUCGGGUACUUCGUCAACAAGCUCAUCACCGAGAUGGUGGUCUCUUCGGCCCCCGUGCUGACGCAGUAUAGAUUCGACUGGUCCGUACGGGAGGUGGGGAUGCUGAUGGCGGUGCUCGGCAUGGUGGUGCUGCCGGUGAACGCGCUCGUGGGCCGGAUGAGCAUGUCCUGCGAGGACAGGGUUAUGCUCCAGGUGCUGGCGGUUUUCGCCGGCAUCGGCUGCCUCGUGAUGGUUGACUUUGCCGCGUCGCCGUUCCGUUACACGGAGGGGCAGUACGUCGCAGGGGUCAGCCUUGCGUUUGUGGCGAUGCAGGCUCACGAGGGGGUGAUCAUGUCGAUCACGUCGAAGAUCAUUCCCGUAGAGCUGGCCAAGGGCACGUGGAACUCGGGGUUCCUUGCGACCGAGGCGGGCACGUUCGGGAGGUUCGUAGGGGACGCGCUUAUCACAGUGCUCGGCGUCAUGACCCUGUCGUCGUUGGACUUCCUCCUGUUCUUCCCGUCGGUGGUUUUGGUGGUUGUGAUGAUGGGAGGCUUCUGGUUGGUAUACCCUUUCCUGCAGGGGCAUUAAAAAUGAAUCAGAAAAGAAAAAAAGAAUUCUGUGGAUUUGUUUGCAGUGUUGUGCACGCAACGCAAUCAUACCGAGGCUUCCCUGGAGCAGCAAGAAAAGCGGGUGGGGGAUGAGCCGCGUACCCGCACACACAAAACACACGAAAGAGGGAGUGGAGUGAGAGAGAAGAGAGAGAGCGAGGAAGAAAGGAAGGAACAUAGAGGGAAAGAGAGCGUGACAGAGCGCGAAGACUCCCUCUUCGCUGUUCUCGGCUGCUGCUGCUGCUGCUGCUGCUGCUGUUUGUGUUCUCUGCUAGGUGGUUGUGGUCGUUUGGGUGUUACUACAUGUAUGUCGAGCAUCUCAAGCCCAUCGUCCGCCAAACAUGUCCAUAUUGCUUUGCUGGCGCACCAUCCCAGAGCAAUGUUCGUGUUGCCGGCCUUGGUGCUGUAGUCAUCGUCUUCGCCAUCGCUGGUGUUGUCGUAGUUAUUUCUGCAUUUUUUUUUUGCUGUUUAGGGUGGUGUGCAUCGGUUUAUAUUGCAUUUUGGUUUGAUUUUUCGGUGUUUUUUCUAUUUUUCUGGUGGCCUUGGGUAAGAGCCCUUCCGUGUUAUGGGUGGGGUAGGAUAGGGUCUGAUCGGAGCUGCCCUCUGCACCUUUUCAUUAUGGAUGAAGGUUCAGAGGUCGAUCGUUGGUCUGAUGUUGCCGGCGCCUCAAUUUCGCUUGACCGCUCCUCGACUGGUUGCACAAGGUCCAUGGUUGGGCCCGUAGAAUCAGUGGGGGCGGAAUCCCGGAACUUUUCCCGGGGGUAGUAUGGAGUACGAACAAUCAAGGGCAUUCGUGAUCGAUAUUUUGGUUUCUCUAUGUCCCCCGCCCUGGUCCAUGUUGUAUUUUCCACAUACUUAGUACCUUUCGUGUAGCAAAGUUGUUCCGUUUACCACGAACCCCAAACAGUAGAAUCGUGCGGUUUGGUGAGAAGUACCCACCCGACCCGUACCGCUUUUCUUGGUUCAUCCUUUAUUUGUCUUCCGGUGUCCCUUGGAGUUUGAGGGGGGGGGGAGGGGGCGGUUACGCGGGGGCGGGAGAGGGACUACUCCUUCUAUGUUUUCAUAUUUUUGAAAGUUUUUUUGUUUUUUUUUCCAAUCAAGAAUGACUGGACGGAGCGAGAGGUGGCAUCGGGUUGCCCCCGACGUGGUGUUGGUUUGGUGCAUGGAUAAUGUGCUUGUUAGAACCUCUUUUUCAUGCAUUGCGGGGCCCAUGGGUGUGAGCACGCGGGUGCAGCGUAAUAUAGAUAAAUAGAAUGACCAAGAGGGAGCGAGCGAGCCCAGACGGUGAACGCGACUCUCUCGACGGUAUUACUCCCCCCAUUUAAUUGUUGGAAUAAAACCAAAUGCAUGUAUGUACUGGCAACGAGAGGUAUUGGUUGUUUGGUUGAUGCUUGUUUUCUUUUUACCAAGGUGAGGCAUGUUUUGGGUGUGUCUCGUUAACGGGGACAGCGAUUGUAGACUAUUGUGAGGCGUGAUUUUCUCUUCUCGGUUCUUUUUGUUGUGCCCUUCGCGACGACACGAGGCAACGACAAAAGCUCUCGUUUUUUUUUCAUGUAUUUGUUUAUUGAUAUGCACAUGACACAACACGCCCCACGUCUGCCUCUUCUUAUCCGUGUUUCUUGUCUAUUGGGAGACGGCUCGUUUUUCGAUUGUGUUGUUUUUGGUUGGAGAAACUUUCUGCAGCACCACGCGCUUUGUUGUUACCGCAUGUUGUGUCGUGCAUGAGUUGGGCGUUUGCAGCAAGCGUGUACGUGGUAAGUCUUGAGCUACACAGGCAGGCGGGAGGAAGAAUCAGGCCCGCUGGUUUGCUCUCCUGUCCGUCUUGUGGUUUGUUUAGUGUUGGUUUGAUAGAGUUCUGAUGAUACUCGCACGGUGUGCCGUACGUCGAGUAGAACAGACGUGGUCAAGCAAUGACAAAAACCUGCUGCCGCUUUUUUUUUUUUUGUGUGUUGUUGUGAACGUGCCGUAGGAGGCUUGAUCUGUUCAUUGCGUGUUGUUUUCAUGUGUGCGCUGGAGAAAGAGGCCGCGGGCGUUAACCAGAACGAAUCGUAGGCAGUAUUACAGCUCGUUUCUUUCGUGCGAUGAAGUACUUCUACAUGGUGACAUUGCAGAAGUGCCGCAGACGCCAACUGUGUUGAAAGUCCUUUUGAAGUCAGGGAGUCAGUAGUCGAUCGAAAACACUGCCACAGCAUCGUAGAGGUAGAACAUCGUUUAGCUGUUGCUUGUUCCUGUCGGCGCUGUUGUAUUUUGCAAGUGAGGAAGAAUGAGGGAAAGCGGUGAGAACGGCGCCUUGUCAAGUAUCUUGGUCGUAGUAAUCAGUGUUAUGUGUUCGGCCACCAGUUACAUGGAGUUUUGUUGCCAGGAAACAGUUUGUAGCCGCGUAUGUUGCUCCAGAGCAGCACGCGCUGCGCCUUUCGUGUACUAGACGAUGCGUAUCCCCCCGCUUAUGUUGGCGAUUUGGGUCUGGUUUUGCUCCCGAGCA
This is a messenger RNA of Ectocarpus sp. CCAP 1310/34, 4869 nucleotides long. The record is from the annotation of a GenBank genome assembly. NCBI's taxonomy places the organism in Eukaryota, Phaeophyceae, Ectocarpales, Ectocarpaceae.